UUUAAAAUGGAAAAGGAUAUUCCCGAAAACAUCUCCGGAUCUUUGCCCAGUGAAGACCUUUUCACUCCGACUCAAGCCAAUCAGGAAGAAUCAUCCAAGGUUGAAGACGAAGUCUUCGACCAAGACUUGGUUGAAGCCUUCCUAGAGAUGGAAGACUGCCUGGAAUUGGUAAAAUACUUUGUAGACAUGGACAAAGUCAGAUUCAAAGAAAUUGCCUACGUGCUUUAUCAAGCUUUUAAGCAAAGGAAUUCGUACCUUGAAGUCAAAAAGCUGUUCGAGACCGAUAAUGAAAAUCCUCUUGACUUUAAUGAAGCGAUUAAGAUUACUACGGAGUUAAUUGACACUACAGGAAGAUUUAAGAAGCUAAGCAAAUAUGUCAGAGUCCAGCUUAUUUAUGGCCUUGAUCUAGUGAGAAGAAGUCAAGAAGAGGCCAAGGUCACUCCUGAAACCAUGGAAUAUAUUGAGAAGAAAUGGAAGUUCCUUAAGCCAGACUGCCUCCGGCAGUACGCUGAAACAACUGGGUUCUUCCUCACAAAGGAAAUGAUUAUAGAUCUGAUCCAUGAUUAUGAGUCUCGGAAGAAAGUAUUGGACGCGAUUGAUAUUAUCCAAGACUUUGAAUUGUUUGAUAUUGAGUUCGACUGGGAAAGUGGAAUCAAGACCUUGAUAGAUACCCAGAAAUUUGAUGUAAUCAUGGAUAUUUUAGAUAUGAAGAAUGAAUAUACUGAGUAUGCUAUCAGCCUUAUGAGUACUAAUAAGCUGGUGAAAUAUGCCGCGAAUAUUAUUGAUAGAAUGGGACUCGAUAUUAACGAUUAUCCAGAUGUGCAAGAGAGGCUAGCAAAGAAGACAACCAGAUGGUAUCUUUACAACUACUCACAGGGUCCGAAACACAAGGAUCACCUUCCUCUAUGGAAGUUAGAGGAUCUCUUCAGUGGCUACGACUCCCUGCUUGUUUACAUUAUUGAUGAUCUUUGUUACAAGAAGGAGAAGAGGUUCCAUAAAGAUGCUAAAGCUUUGGCAUUAAGAAACGAUCUCCUUGAUAAAGUGCAACCAAAAGUCAGAGAGCAGCUUGAAGGAAUUGAAAUUACUGAAGAAGAGAUGAAUAUUGACUGUAUUGAAGACUCUUUCGGACCCAUUUCUGAACCAAAGGAGGAGUACUUCAAAAUGCCUGAAGAAACUAAGGUUAUCUUCAUUGGAAGUGAGGAAGAAGUAAAACUGGCUGAGCCCCUUCUUGAUAUGCCUCUUAUUGGAAUAGACUCUGAAUGGAGACCAGCUCUGGUUAAAUUUAACCAUACAAAUGUAGCACUUCUUCAAAUAGGAAACACACAAAAUGUUUAUCUAAUUGACAUGGUGGCGCUUAAGGAGUCUCAAGUACUUGAUGAGCUCUUAGUCAAGGUCUUUACGAGUGAAGAUAUCAACAUCAUUGGAAUGAGCAUUCAAAGUGACCUCGGAGAGUUAUCAAAAGGGUUCCCAAAAUUGAACUUCUUCAGGAAAAUUCAGAAUCUUUAUGAUGUCCAACCAAUGUAUGGAUCAAUUUACAAGCAGAAAGGUGGCCUUGGACUCAGCAAGAUAGUUGAUGCUAUUUUAGGUUACAAAGUCUGUAAGUUCGAACAAAUGGCUAACUGGGAGAGAAGGCCAUUAAGACUCAGCCAGCAGCAUUACUCAGCCCUUGACUCCUACAUUCUUGUAGAGUUGUUCGAAAAGAUGAGGGCUUAUGCUGAAGAGAACGAAAUAGACAUCACUGAUUACAGAAAUACCUAUAUCAUGGGCAAGACUAAGCUUUCACAAAGAAGCGCAGGGAUUACUGACUUCAAGGUUCAGAAGGAAAAACUAGCAAAGGGAAGCAUCAGGACAAUUAAGUUGAAAGCAGGGGAAAGUGUUGCCCCAAAUGCAGAAUUGUCUAACGCAGAGAAGGUGGAGACUCCCUCUUUCUGUAUUGAUUAUAACCUCAGCAGACUCCAUAAAUUCUUGCUUCAUAAAGGAUUUGAGAGUUUUAAGAUUCAAAAGAAGACUAAUGCUCUUGAAAGAGUAGAGAUAUGUAGAGAAGGAGGUAAAAUAUUUGUAACUAAAGAUGACAAAAAGUUUAACAAGACUCUGUCUAUCCCUUCUCUCUUGAUCCGCAAAGGAGACUCAACUGCAAAACAGUUCAAUGCUCUUAUGAAAUAUUUUGAAAGGGAGGAGACAGCUACAAAUGAAGAUGUUGAUGCUCUCAAAGUUGAUGAUGGGGAGUAAUUACUAUCCACA
This is a messenger RNA of Moneuplotes crassus, 2241 nucleotides long. Lineage: Eukaryota; Ciliophora; Spirotrichea; Euplotida; Euplotidae. The record is from the annotation of a GenBank genome assembly.